Molecule: messenger RNA, 1320 nt
Organism: Ochotona princeps (American pika)
Lineage: Eukaryota; Metazoa; Chordata; Mammalia; Lagomorpha; Ochotonidae
Gene: MOGAT2
Product: monoacylglycerol O-acyltransferase 2
Exons: 6
Coding region: 1-1005 (334 amino acids)
Biological process (GO): triglyceride biosynthetic process; diacylglycerol biosynthetic process
Cellular component (GO): endoplasmic reticulum membrane
Molecular function (GO): diacylglycerol O-acyltransferase activity; 2-acylglycerol O-acyltransferase activity
Source: RefSeq, a predicted model, not a curated record
AUGGUGGAGUUGGCACCCUUAUUUGUGCCGUGGGAACGCAGGCUGCAGACCUUCGCGGUGCUCCAGUGGGUCUUCUCCUUCCUGGCCUUGGCCCAGAUCUGCUUCGUGGUCUUCAUCAGCCUCCUGUUCACAAGAUUCUGGUUGUUGGCCAUCCUCUAUGCUACCUGGUGGUACCUGGAUCGGGACACGCCGCGGCAGGGGGGCAGACGCAUUGAGGCCUUCCGCCGCUGGGCGAUCUGGAAGUACAUGAAGGACUAUUUCCCCGUCUCUCUCAUCAAGACAGCGGAGCUGGACCCCUCCCGGAACUACAUCGCAGGCUUCCACCCGCACGGGGUCCUGGCCGCGGGAGCCUUCCUCAACCUGUGCACCGAGAGCACCGGCUUCUCCUCGCUCUUCCCCGGCCUCCGCCCCCACCUGAUGAUGCUAACAUUGUGGUUCCGGGCACCCUUCUUCAGGGACUACAUCAUGUCCGGGGGGCUGGUGACAUCCGAAAAGACCAGCGCCGAUCAUAUUCUGAGCAGGAAGGGCGGCGGGAACUUGUUGGCCAUCAUCGUAGGGGGUGCCCAGGAGGCCCUGGAUGCGCGGCCCGGAGCCUACAAGCUGCUGCUGCGGAAUCGCAAGGGCUUCAUCAGACUGGCCCUGGCUCACGGGGCAGCCCUGGUGCCCAUCUUCUCCUUCGGCGAGAACGACCUAUUUGACCAGGUUGAAAACUCCUCUGGCUCCUGGCUGCGCUGCAUUCAGAACCAGCUGCACAAGAUCAUGGGUAUCUCCUUCCCCCUCUUCCAUGGCCGAGGUGUCUUCCAGUACAGCUUUGGCCUCAUGCCCUACCGCAGGCCCGUCACCACUGUGGUGGGAAAGCCCAUCGAGGUGCAGAAGACGCUUCACCCCUCGGAGGAGGAAGUGGACCAGCUGCACCAGCGAUACCUCAAGGAACUGUGCAACCUCUUUGAUGCCCACAAGCUCAAGUUCAACAUCCCUGUUGACCAACACCUGGAGUUUUGCUGAGUACCUCCAGCUUACAGCAGCGUCUGCCUCCACAGGAGCGGGGCCAGUGCUAGGAAGCCCAGCUGGAGAGAGUGCACAUCUCUGCAGAGACCUCUCCCCUGCCCCCUCCCUAGAGCCCUGUAAGUCCCACCCCCAUCAGAGCUGGCCCCUGGAGAAACAACACAAGCUCCUGCAUUUGCUGCCAGGCCUACCUCUCCAUAGCCUCUGUUCCUUUCUGACAUGGGAGACAGGGCUAGAGCAAGAUGAUUUCUGAGGUCUCUGCCCUCCCAUGUAACAUGUGACACAUGAAAAUAUAGGGAAAAGACAUCAAGGUUU